Molecule: messenger RNA, 2189 nt
Organism: Nymphaea colorata (pocket water lily)
Lineage: Eukaryota; Viridiplantae; Streptophyta; Magnoliopsida; Nymphaeales; Nymphaeaceae
Product: cytochrome P450 86A22-like
Exons: 1
Coding region: 503-2059 (518 amino acids)
Molecular function (GO): heme binding; monooxygenase activity; iron ion binding
Source: RefSeq, a predicted model, not a curated record
GACGCAGAGACGACAAAGCAAGCCAUGUUGGCCUUUCCAGGUUUUACCCAACCGAUGGCUUGUAUAAUGGUGCUUGACCGAGCAGAUCUUAUGAGUACAAGUUUGAUGAAAAUGACAAUUAUUACCAUCUGCUUUGUUCCACGUAAAGAAACCCAUGUCGAGCGUUCAACCGAACGGCGACCAUCGUGAGGCCAAUCUCUCACUGUCUCACAUUAAUUUCCUACCCACCAUGUCUACAUUUCACAAAAUGGGAAACCUCAGAAGAAAACGCCUUUCUUCCUUCUUCCCGCAGAAGAAGAAGACGAAGAAGCUUCACCAACACAAGGACGUACAUAUCUAGAGGCGCAGCUUGCACUCUUCUUCAUUGCUCUUAUAUACCUCCCAUCGCCACCACUCCCCACAUCACCAUCGCCCAAAUUCUCAGGCGGCAAUCUCCUCUCCCUCCUGUAAGAUAUUUCAUGAAACACUGAUAAAGGUAGGGAAUACAUUUGAGCAGACAGAGAUGGAAAUGCUGACGGUGGUUCCCUUGGCUAUGGUUGUUCUCUCUUCCUACUUCCUCUGGUUCAUAUCCCUGAACCGUACGCUUUCCGGCCCGCGAGUGUGGCCGCUGGUCGGGAGCCUGCCGGGGUUGGUCCGGAACGCGACGCGCAUGCACGACUGGAUCGCCGAGAACCUCCGGAAAACCAGCUGCGCCACCUACCAGACCUGUAUAUGUGCUGUGCCGUUCUUGGCAAGGAAGCAGGGCCUCGUUACGGUCACCUGCAACCCCAAGAACCUGGAGCACAUACUGAAGCUGCGGUUCGAUAACUACCCGAAAGGCCCGACGUGGCAGUCGGCGUUCCAUGAUCUUCUCGGCGAGGGGAUCUUCAACAGCGACGGCGAGACGUGGCUGGUGCAGCGGAAGACUGCCGCUCUCGAGUUCACCACCCGAACUCUCCGGCAGGCCAUGGCCAGGUGGGUCAACCGGUCCAUAAAGAACCGGCUAUGGCGGAUUCUCGAGUCCGCGCAGUGCACCAAGAGUGCCGUCGACUUCCAGGACCUCCUUCUUCGGUUAACCUUCGAUAACAUUUGCGGUCUCGCCUUCGGCAAGGAUCCCGAGACGCUGUCGCCGGACCUGCCGGAGAACCGAUUCUGCUCUGCUUUCGACCGCGCCACCGAGGCCGCGCUGCAACGGUUCCUCUUCCCGGAAUUCAUAUGGAAGUUGAAAAAGAGUCUGGGGAUAGGCACCGAGGUCACAUUGAAGAAGAGCGUUAAAAUCGUGGAGUCGCAUCUCUCUGAGAUCAUUGCAGCGAGGAAGGAAGCCAUUGCGUCUGGGACGGAGGACGUGCACGACGACCUCCUGUCGAGGUUCAUGAAGAAGAAGGACGGCUAUGGCAAUGCUUACUCUAGCUCUGCUCUCAAGCACAUAGCACUCAAUUUUGUCCUCGCCGGCCGGGACACUUCCUCGGUGGCGCUCAGCUGGUUCUUCUUCCUUGUCGUGCACAACCCGAGAGUCGAAGAGAAGAUCGUCGAGGAGAUUUCCACCGUGCUGGCGGAUACUCGAGGGAAGGACACGGCCAAGUGGACGGAAGAGCCGCUCACUUUCGACGAAGUCGACCGGUUGGUGUACCUGAAAGCUGCGCUAUCAGAGACCCUUAGGCUAUACCCGUCAGUGCCUCAGGACUUCAAGCACGUCCUCAACGACGAUGUGUUGCCAGACGGAACAGUAGUGCCCGCCGGAUCGUCUGUCACAUAUUCAAUUUACUCAGUGGGGAGGAUGGAAUGGAUCUGGGGAGAGGACUGCCUGGAAUUCCGGCCGGAGCGAUGGCUCUCGCCGGACGGCCGCAAGUACUUGCCGCCGCAGGAUCCGUUCAAGUUCGUGUCGUUCAAUGGCGGGCCCCGAAUCUGCCUCGGGAAGGAGCUCGCCUACCUGCAGAUGAAGUCCAUAGCGGCGGCGGUCUUGCUCCGCCACCGGCUCUCGCUGGCGCCCGGCCACAAGGUGGUGCAGAAGAUGUCGCUCACCCUCUUCAUGAAACACGGCCUGAGGGUGCUCGUCCGCCCCAGGGAGCUUUCCUGCUGAAGGGUGGUUGCUCCAUUGUCGCUGUCAAUCCCCCCCAUUUCUCGGGUGCAGAAAUUGGUGUUCCGGCCAAACGUUGCUUUCUAGUUCCCUUGUUGUUGUCCUGUGCAUGAGUGCAUGAAAUUUAUUUACA